Messenger RNA from Amborella trichopoda, 1727 nucleotides. It is a transcript of the gene AS1, whose product is annotated as myb-like HTH transcriptional regulator family protein. Lineage: Eukaryota; Viridiplantae; Streptophyta; Magnoliopsida; Amborellales; Amborellaceae. The record is from RefSeq and is a predicted model, not a curated record.
AAACACGCCCCACCACUCCCUUUUCUUCCCCAAUUUCAAUAAAUCGCUGCAAACCCCACAAACGCAAUCCAACUUAAAAACCCACAGGAACUGAAUAAUGCAAUGCCCCGAGCUUGAGCUUGAGCUUGAGCUUGAGCUUGAGCUUCUUCUUCUUCUCAGCAUCUCUUAUAAAUAAAAAACAACAUCUUGCUCAUGCUGUGUUCUAAGGCUCUCUCUCAAACAAUAGCUCUGUUCUUCAUUUUUAAUCUCUUUCAAGCAAAGCUCUCUUCUUCUGCAUCUCCACUCUCUGUCUGUAAAUUGUUUGAACCAACGCUGAGAGGCUGAGUUGGGAUCCUAUGGGUUGAUGGGUGUGGCAGGGGAGGCCGUGAUGGUGCGAUGGCAGGCGGAAGGCGGCGAAGUGUACAAUGAAAGAGCGGCAGCGCUGGCAGCCUGAGGAAGACGCCCUCCUGCGCGCCUAUGUUAAACAGUAUGGGCCCAAGGAGUGGAACCUCGUCUCGCAGCGGAUGGGCCGCCCUCUCCACCGCGACGCCAAGUCCUGCCUAGAGCGGUGGAAGAACUACCUGAAGCCUGGUAUAAAGAAAGGCUCUCUCUCUCAAGAGGAGCAGGCGCUCGUCGUUGCCCUCCAGGCGAAGUACGGGAACAAGUGGAAGAAGAUAGCGGCCGAGGUCCCUGGCCGCACUGCGAAGCGCCUUGGCAAGUGGUGGGAGGUGUUCAAAGAGAAGCAGGCGAAAGACAAACAGCGGAGGCUCCAGCAAAACCACCACCACCACCACCACCACCAGCAACACUCGUCUUCGAUCUCCUCGCAGCAGCCUCCUGUUGGCUUAUCCUCUGAUUCAUCGUCGGUUCCUGUCUCCGGGCGCUACGACCACAUCCUGGAGACGUUCGCGGAGAAGUAUGCGCAGCAGGCCAAGUCCUGCUGCCUGCCGCCACCACCCCCGCCUCCCCUCUUGUCGGACCCAACACCACUUCUGUCGCUGAACUCCGCAGGCACUACCACCCAAAGGGCGCCGGCAGCUACUGAAACACCAGCAUUGUUGCCGUCGCUGCCCCCUUGGUUGUCGGCAGCAGGGGGCCUCAAGAAUUUCGGGGCAGUCCCCAGUGUUUCUCCACCACCACCACCACCACCACCACCACCAUCUGUUAGCUUAUCUUUGUCACCUACUUCUGUAGCAACAGAGUGCACAAUGCAGGCAGCGGCUUCCGGGGUGGUGCAGCAGCUGGCUCAGUGGUGUCGGGAGGUGGAGGAGGGGCGGCAGGCGUGGGUUCAACAGAAGAAGGAGGCAGCGUGGAGGGUGAGGAGGGUGGAGCAGCAGCUUGAGUCUGAGAAGUCGAGGAAGAGGAGGGAGAAGAUGGAGGAGGUGGAGGCCAAGAUCAGGAGGCUGAGGGAGGAGGAGGCGGCAUUCGUCGACAGGCUGGAGGCGGAUUGCAGAGAGCAGCUGGCCGCGGUGCAGAGGGAUGCAGAGAUGAAGGAGGUGAAGCUCAUGGAGCAGUGGGCUGCCAAGCACCUCAAGCUCGCCACCUUCGUCGAGCACCUCUCAUCUCAGCAUCCAUCCUCUUCAUGUUUCCUCAAGGACUCCUUGCUUUGAACUCUCUCUCUCUCUCUCAUCCAUGUCACGGAGCCUGUAUACUUUUAAUCUUCUCACUCUUGGAGUAAUGGGUGUUUGCUCAAUCUAAUUUUGAAAGAGAAGAAAUUGCAGUUCAGAUUCAAUUUAACUUUUGCUCGA